AUGAAACACUUUUUAGUAAGGUCAACAGCACAAGCUCUUCUCCGCAGAAGCCGGAACUUCUCAACUGCAGCGAUCGCUCAGCCGAGACACCGGCACGGCGACGGCGCGUAUGGAAGCUUCUACUUGCAGAGGAUGUCUACUCUGCCAGAGAAAAAAGAUCAGCAGCCAGAGGAGAACAAGAACAAAAAACGAGAUGGAACUGAGUGGCCAUGGAACUGUUUCAUGCCAUGGGAAAGUUAUAGCUCAGAUGUAUCAAUAGAUGUCACCAAGCAUCAUGUCCCAAAAACAUUAGCUGACAAGUUUGCUUUCAGAUCUGUCAAGUUUCUAAGGGUUCUCUCCGAUUUGUAUUUCAAGGAACGGUACGGAUGCCAUGCAAUGAUGCUGGAAACAAUUGCGGGUGUCCCUGGAAUGGUAGGAGGGAUGCUUUUACACUUGAAAUCUCUGAGAAAAUUCCAACACACUGGUGGUUGGAUCAAAGCAUUACUCGAGGAAGCAGAGAAUGAGAGGAUGCAUUUGAUGACAAUGGUUGAGCUUGUGAAACCAAAUUGGCAUGAGAGGCUUUUGGUUAUUACAGCACAAGGUGUUUUCUUCAAUGCAUUCUUUGUGUUUUACAUUCUCUCGCCGAAAACAGCGCAUAGGUUUGUUGGUUAUUUAGAGGAAGAGGCUGUGAUUUCAUAUACACAGCAUUUAGAUGCAAUUGAAAGUGGUAAAGUUGAAAAUGUACCUGCUCCUGCUAUUGCAAUUGAUUAUUGGAGACUUCCUAAGGAUGCAACACUUAAGGAUGUUAUUACUGUUAUUCGUGCUGAUGAGGCUCAUCAUAGAGAUGUCAAUCACUUUGCUUCUGAUAUUCAUUAUCAAGGAAAGGAAUUGAAAGAGGCUCCAGCUCCUGUUGGCUAUCAUUGA
Vicia faba (fava bean) is the source of this 903-nucleotide messenger RNA. NCBI's taxonomy places the organism in Eukaryota, Viridiplantae, Streptophyta, Magnoliopsida, Fabales, Fabaceae. The record is from the annotation of a GenBank genome assembly.